AUGAUCGUACCUCGUCUUCGGAGUGAAGCCCGUGGCGGGUCAUCAUCUGGUUCAUCAACUCGUUAUAGUGGAGGUGUUUAUGGAGGUAAAAUACAUCAUGGCAACAAUUCCAAUGAUCCUGAUCUUAAACGAGCUCUUCAAUGUUCUUAUACAUUACAAGCUGUACGAAGAUGGGAAAAACGUUGGGUAGUCAUUCAUGAAACAUCAAUGCGUGUUCAUAAAUGGAUGCCAGCACCAACAACAGCUCCAACACUUGCUUCACAAACUGUUGUUGACAAAACAGCUGAUCCUGCUAAUAAUAAUAAUGAUACUGAGAAACAACCAGAAGAAAGUCAAUUACAACAAAAACAGCAAGAAUCUACUGCUACUGAAACACAAGAUACUCAAAUGUUAGUCGAUGAAGAGAGCACUAGUCAAUCAAGUCAAGCUUAG
This is a messenger RNA of Rotaria sp. Silwood1, 432 nucleotides long. The record is from the annotation of a GenBank genome assembly. Lineage: Eukaryota; Metazoa; Rotifera; Eurotatoria; Philodinida; Philodinidae.